UCUUAAAUAAAUACAAAAGAUAAUCUCUUUAGAGAGAGAGAAAGAGAGAGAGGUCAAUUACACUUCUUCUUCUUCUUCUACCUGGUUUUAUGCUAAUAAAGAUUCUAUUUCUAUAUAAUAUAUCUCUAAAAACUCAAAUCAGUUCUAGAAAAGCAAUGAGUGCGUUUUAAGCUAAAGACCCCACAUGCGUUUGGGUUUUUCAAAGCUCAUAUGGGGUAUUCUUUUUGGUUCACUACUCUCUCUCCCAUGGCUUUUUAUUUUUUUUGGCCUUUAAGAGACACUAUUAUGGCACCACAGUGACGUGGUUUCAACCUUUUACUUUCAUGGGUAUGAGUGGUUUUGGUCCAUUGUGAAUUGUUUACUAUUGAGUUUUGGAAUCUUUCUUGGUAGGUUGUUGUAGGGGUAGAGAGACUUGUAACAGUUGGGUUUUUUUUUGGGGGGGAGGGGUUGACCUAAAUUGCUUGUCUUAAUUAGGAUUAUUUGGUUUUGAGAUUUGCUGGUGUGUUUUGGAAAGUGGGGUAUGAAUAAUGUAAUGGAGUAAGUGGGUUUAGGUCCAUAGGUUUUUGCAGAUUUGGAACUGGGGUUUUCUUUUUUAAGCAAUUUUACUUCUUAUUGUUAGAUUUGGAAGUGUUUAGCAGGAAAAUUCUCCAAGUGUUGGGUUAGUUUCUGGGUCACAGAUCAGAAAGAGGAGCUACAUUGUGGUGGUCACUGGUGCUGGUGUUCAACUUUUUUCAAAACUUGGUUAGAGAAGGAACCAAGGUGCUGUUUGGGAGAGAAGAAAAUCUACUGUCGUUACUUGCACAUUGCCUUUACUUGAAGAAUUUUUUGGGUUCAGUUUGAGCUGUAUAGCAAGAGCCUUGGGUUUGAUUUGAUUUGAUUUGAGAUAAAAUGGCUUGUGUGAAAUUGGGUUCAAAAAGUGAUGCGUUUCAGAGGCAAGGACAGGCCUGGUUCUGCUUCACUGGGCUUCCUAGCGAUGUUGUUGUUGAAGUUAGUGAUAUGUCAUUCCAUCUUCACAAGUUCCCUUUGCUCUCGAGGAGUGGGGUGUUAGAAAAAUUGAUUGCAGAAGCAUCUGAAGAAGGAGAUGAAGGAUGUGUUGUAAAGCUUCCAGAGAUUCCUGGUGGGGCCAAAACUUUUGAAUUGGUAGCUAAGUUCUGUUAUGGUGUGAAACUUGAACUUACCGCAUCGAAUGUUGUGUAUCUUCGAUGUGCUGCAAAGUGCCUUGAAAUGACUGAGGAGUAUGGAGAGGACAAUUUAAGUACACAGACUGAACUUUUUAUCAGCCAAGUAGUCCUUCGUAGUUGGAAAGACGCCUUAAAGGCGCUCCAAACCUGUGAUGACAUUCUCUCUCAUGCUGAAGAACUCAAUAUCACGAAAAGGUGCAUUGAGUCACUAGCCGCUAAAGCAUCAACUGAUCCUAAUCUAUUUGGGUGGCCGAUGAGGGAGCAUGGGGGGCCUAUGCAGAGCCCUGGUGGGAGUCUAUUGUGGAAUGGUAUAAGUACUGGGGCAAGACCUAAAAAUUCUAGCUUAGAUUGGUGGUACGAGGAUGCAUCGACAUUAAGCUUGUCUUUGUAUAAGAGAUUGAUUUCUGCCAUGGAAACUCGUGGGAUCAAACAGGAAAUUAUUGCAGGAUCCAUCACUUUCUAUGCAAAGAAGUACCUUCCUGGGUUGAAUCGACGCCAGGGAACCAGUGAGUCUAGUAGUCGUCUUGGACCUGUGUCUAUGGGGACACCACCAUCAGAAGAAGAUCAAAAGCUUUUAAUUGAAGAGUUAGAUAGAUUACUUCCUUUGCAGAAGGGUCUAGUUGCAACUAAAUUUCUGUUUGGUCUACUUCGAACUGCAAUGAUUCUCCGUUCAAAUCCUACUUGCAUAUCAAAUUUGGAGAAAAGGAUUGGCAUGCAGCUUGAUCAAGCCACUUUAGAAGAUCUAUUAAUGCCCAAUUUCUCCAAUACCAUGGAAACACUUUACAAUGUAGAUUGCGUGCAACGGAUUUUGGGGCAUUUUCUUGCCAUGGACCAGAUAACCGGUGGGGCGUCUCCAUGUUCAAUUGAUGAUGGCCAAUUGAUGGGAUCACCUUCAAUGACACCAAUUACAAUGGUUGCCAAGCUCAUUGAUGGGUACCUUGCAGAGGUUGCCCCUGAUGUUAAUGUAAAACCCAACAAAUUCCAAGAGCUGGCUGCUGCUGUUCCCGAGUAUGCUAGACCUUUGGAUGAUGGUCUCUAUCGUGCUAUUGAUAUCUAUCUUAAGUCACACCCGUGGUUGGCAGAGUCGGACAGGGAACAAAUUUGCAGGUUGAUGGAUUGUCAGAAGCUCUCUGUAGAAGCAUGCACCCACGCUGCCCAGAACGAGAGGUUACCCCUUAGGAUAGUAGUCCAAGUUCUCUUCUUUGAGCAGCUUCAGCUGAGGACUUCCAUUGCCGGCUGUUUUCUUGUCUCAGACAAUCUUGAUGGAUCGAGACAAUUAAGAAGCGGGUUUGCUGGAUCCAACGAGGGAGGUGGUUGGGCCACAGCAGUGAGGGAGAAUCAGGUUUUGAAGGUCGGUAUGGAUAACAUGCGAAUGCGGGUGAAUGAGCUCGAGAAGGAAUGCUCAAACAUGAGGCAAGAGAUCGAGAAGUUGGGGCGUGUAAAGGGUACAUCUUCCUCUAGCGCAUGGGGAAAUGUAUCUAAGAAAUUUGGGUUCAAAUUAAAGUCUCAGAUGUGUAGUGCUCAAGAGGGUUCUGUUAGUAAUCAAAAUCAGGGGCUUGGGAAAGUUGAGAAAUUAAAAGAGAGACAUGGAAAGUCCAAGAGAACCUCUUCUAAAGAUGAGAAAAACUCCACCAAGGAUGACUAAGAAUUUGAUUUAAUUUGAUUUUUUUUUUCUUCAAGUUGAUGAUUUUAGAUCAGUCAUUUUUUCUUUUCUUAUUUGAAAAACUAUUUGGUUCUCUGUGUUGUAUCACUGAAUUAAUGGCUUCUGUAUUAAGAUGGUGGUGUCUAGUUGUGUAGUAGUUGAUAUGGAAAUGAUACUCUCAUGAUGUAAUUUGCUAUAAUUCAUGUAAUUGUAACAAAGUUAGGUAUGUCGUUUUAACCUCUUGAUGAGGCUACAAAAA
This is a messenger RNA of Cannabis sativa, 3082 nucleotides long. RefSeq names its product BTB/POZ domain-containing protein At1g30440. Bases 889 to 2826 code for a protein of 645 amino acids. The record is from RefSeq and is a predicted model, not a curated record. The transcript has 4 exons. Gene Ontology annotation, molecular function: protein binding. Lineage: Eukaryota; Viridiplantae; Streptophyta; Magnoliopsida; Rosales; Cannabaceae.